Messenger RNA from Cucurbitaria berberidis CBS 394.84, 600 nucleotides. RefSeq names its product MFS general substrate transporter. Gene Ontology annotation, molecular function: transmembrane transporter activity. Lineage: Eukaryota; Fungi; Ascomycota; Dothideomycetes; Pleosporales; Cucurbitariaceae. Bases 1 to 600 code for a protein of 199 amino acids. The record is from RefSeq and is a predicted model, not a curated record. The transcript has 2 exons. Gene Ontology annotation, biological process: transmembrane transport.
AUGUCAGAUCGAGUAUGCAGCCCUUGGCUCCUGGCUUACACUCACUUCCUUGCCACCUUCUCACAAGUCUUCGAAGAUACCUACGGCUUUGGCCAGGGCGUCGCAGGUCUUUCGUAUCUAGGCUUGGGCGUGGGAUGUGUCAUUGGCACUCUUAUCUUCGCAAAGUUCAGUGACAAGCUUGCGAAGAAGCACAACACGCCCGAACAUCGCAUGAUUAUGAUGAUGUUUGGAGGCCCCUUUGUACCCGCAAGCUUGUUCUGGUAUGGCUGGUCUGCUCAGUAUCAAGUGCACUGGAUCGUACCCAUCAUAGGAACGGCUUUCAUCGGGAUUGGCAUCGUUUUUGUCACCGCUUCAGGACAACUCUACAUGAUUGAUAGAUUUGAAUCUGAAGGGUCUGCUUCGGCGAUGGCGGCUAUUACUUUGGUGCGAAACAGUUCCGGGGCUUUCUUGCCUCUCGUUGCGCCGCCCUUGUACGCUAAGUUGGGCUUGGGUUGGGGCAACAGUGUUCUCGGAUCCAUCUCCCUAACCUUCCUACCGCUCUCCUUCCUUUUCUAUAAAUUCGGUGGCCGGCUCCGGGAGAAGUAUAUUUUCAAGCUCUGA